CUGCAUUAUAUAAGCUACCACAAAGUUGGUGACACUAGUACAGUAGGUGGCAGUAAUGCGCAAUAAAUGUAGGUACUUCGUAGCCAACCACACCAGAAGGGUCUUGACUGCUUUCGCAGAUUUGCUAGCAAGCUUGGUUACCUACGUUUAGAAGUGUCCCCUUUGUUUUUGGUUAAAAGUAACCGGCUUUGGGGGGCUUUAAUGUUCCGUGAAGCUAAUUUAAAGACCAUUGACAAAGAGGGAACCAGCUGCCGGACAAUGGACGAUGGACGAGCUGGUCCAUGACCUGGUGUCGGCGCUGGAGGAGAGCUCGGAGCAGGCGGCCCGGGGGGGCUUUGGGGAUGGGGGGGACCAUGCGCUGGCCGUAGGCUGCCUGCUGAAGAGACAGGGCCGGAAACGCCGUGGGAGGAAGAGACGCUCUGACAACCCCCACCCAGCCUGGGAGACUGGCCACCUCAGUGAGGGCUCUGAGUCCAGCCUUGAUGAACACAAGGACUACCGCACCACCACAGGCGGUGUUGCCAGCAGCAACAGCCACGCCCGCGACAACAGCGACUCUGAUGAGCAGCUGGGGCCCAAGCGCCGUACCCCCCUGAACCCCGACACAGGGCGUGCCAAGCGCCCCAUCUGGCAGGAGGACCUAGGAGGAGUGCCGGGUGCAGAGGGGUCCCGUAGUUUGAGGCGACGGCGCAAGGUCAAACGCAUGGCCGUGGACCCCCCUCUGGAGCCGGUUACCUCCAGUAGCAACACCUCCAUGCUAGGGCCCCCACCCGUCCCCAAGCCCCACGCAGGGUGCAGGAUCCCUGGGGUGAGCGUGGCUGAGGGCAGGGUGGGGAUGGACCUCGUUGGUGGUGGUGGGGUUGGAAGAGGAAAAAGCAGUGUAAAGAAGAGGAAACUGGCUGCCCACAGGCUGGGGCUGGAGGCAACUGAUGAAGGGGUGGUGGUGGAGAGUGAGGACGCCAUUAUGGGGCAGGUGGGGCCCAAGGACAAAAUGGAGUUUGAGGAGCAGAAUGGCUCAGACGAGGACAUGAGUGACAGGUGUGAGACCAGCAGUGUGAGCAACAGUAGCGAUGGUGGACUGUACACCAAUGACGAGGGGAGGCAAGCUGAUGAUGAGCAGAGUGACUGGUUCUAUGAGGGGGAACCGGGGGGAGCAUGUGGAGUGGCGGGGGUGAUUCCCUGGUGGGAGAGGGAGGCAGGGGAAGAACUGGACCUGGCUGACCCGGUCUUCAACAGCAUCCUCACCGGAUCCUUCCCCAUCAUGAGCCCCGGUGCACAGAGAGGGUUCCAGGCCAGGCUGAGCUGGCUGCAUGGUGGGCCCCAGGGCCAGGCUUCUCAGUGCAGCCCAGGACAGGCCUUCAACGAGCGGCUGGGACGACACCACCAGGACCCCCCCCACUCACACGGCCACUCACACGACCCAUGGUUUAGUCCGGGGUCUAGACGAGAACACGGACAAAUGCACUGGGACCCACGGACAGACAGAGGGCAUCGGAGGAGCUGCUCAGUGAAAACAGCCAGCAGACAGACGAGUGGUCACCUGGGGUCUCUGUGUACGGGGGAGGUCAAGAGGAGACGUAAAGCAGCACCCCUUGGCUUACCUCCACCCACAGGGGUGGUAGGUGAGAGAGUGGGGCCCAUCCCAGAGACCAACAUGGGGAACCGGAUGAUGCAGAGUAUGGGCUGGAGCCCUGGCAUGGGCCUGGGUCCGGAGGGGAGGGGCAUCACUGAGCCUGUUCGGGCCACACAGAGACCCAAAGGAGCGGGCCUGGGUUUCAACUGAGCCCCACGCUUUAGGCCCCAAACUGAACAGGCCAGGCCAGUAGACCUCGGUGGAGAUGGACCCAACUGAGAGCAGGGAGGACGGUGGUCAACACUCCCUGGGAAAGAAAGACUGAUAGAGCAUCAGAGCUGGAAGGAACAAAUACAAGUCAGCAAGAAAAAUAAAUAACUGAAAGGAGGACAAACAUCCUAUGAUAGGGAAAGUCACAACCCUGGUUAGAGUGGAGUGUUAGGGUUCCCACCUCAGAUUUGUACUUGAGAUGUCCCACAUACCAGGGAAAAGAGAAGGAAUGAAGAGAAGACAACCAGACAUUGUAGUUGGGUUUGAUUGUGUGCUACUAGCCAGGCUGUAUAGUUGGCAUCACUGUGCGUACUACACACUAAAAGGCUCAGUUUCACAAGAAUACAAUUUCUCUUCAAUCAAUGGUACAUUUUCUAUAAGUAUGGCAGAGCCAAAUGGUUGUCUGAAAUUGCACAGGAUGACAAAAAAUAUGGAAGUUAUAUUUGCGUUGAAAUAUUUUUGCAACGCCACAUUACAUUGGCAUUAUUCCAAGGUAAUUGUAAUGGUAUAACCUAUGUAGCUAGUACUUACUGUGGUUAGUACAAAAAGGUAAUGGCUGAAGUGGUAGCUAAGUACUGCAUAAGGUAAAGUUAAUUAAAUGUGUCCUACUUGUAGUUACUCUGGUAUAGCACUAAUGUAAUGUAACUGGCAAAUGUAAAAAGAAAAACAAAUGUAUUUAAACUAUCAUAUGGUUCCUUUGGAAUAUUGGUCAGUUAUGUUAGAAUGUGUAGAUGGUAUGCCUGAGGGGAGAGUGUGGUGAAUGAUUCAGGAAAUUAAUCAUGGUAUGGUUGUGAAGUAAAAUGUUCAAACCAGAAUAGUGUCUAUUUUAUUAAAAAAGAAGCCAAACAAAAGUCAAACCAAUCACACUGUACUUGCUUGGUAUGCAUGUAUAGCAAUCAUCACAUGGAAAUGUCUCCUCUCCAAUAAUGAUUCCCAGUGGCCGUGGCCGAAAACUGGCUUGCCUACUACUUACUUAAAUUGCAUAAUGUGUACUAAUCGUACUAAAUCUGGUAUUCCAUGUCGGGGUCGUGACCCAUAGUGGGGUCACGAGGGAAUUGCAGUGGAGUCGCCAGAUUUAUUUUCGGGGGCGGGGGGGACAAAACAUAUUAUUGUAUGGGACAGUAUACAAACGUUUUUGAGGAGGAUAAUUUCAAAUAUACAACUUUAUUGAGUAAAUGUAUUUAUUGGUUCUCUUAAUUUUGAUGAGGAAGAUGGAAAUGUAAUGAAUUGUGGUCCCCAGACAUUAUGGUGAAAAGAAUGGUGUCCCUGCUGAAAAAGUUUGAAUACCACUUUACUACAUAGUAUUUAGAACGUACUAUAAAAAAAUAAAAAUAAAUGCAGUAAGCAACAUA
Coregonus clupeaformis (lake whitefish) is the source of this 3195-nucleotide messenger RNA. Its product is annotated as G patch domain-containing protein 2-like. Lineage: Eukaryota; Metazoa; Chordata; Actinopteri; Salmoniformes; Salmonidae. The transcript is spliced from 10 exons. The coding region runs from base 266 to 1783 and encodes 505 amino acids. Gene Ontology annotation, molecular function: nucleic acid binding. The record is from RefSeq and is a predicted model, not a curated record.